AUGAAAACCAAGUUCAGGGUGAAAGCCCGCCAGAGCCUUCGACUGAAGAAGCUUCGGGAGUGCGAUGUCGAGCUCAAGCUACUCAACAUUGAAUACUUCCAACACCUGGCAGAACUCAUGAAGCGCAAGCCACCAGGAAACCUCGUCCAUCGCUCUGGAAUACCGAACGGACCUACUGCCAGCUUCGUGGCCGCUGCUGUGCUCGUGGGUGUGGUUGCUGUGAACGAUCUUGGCACACGAUUCGGGACCCGUCUGGAAAGGUUAGAUAUAUGCACUGCACAGGAAGUUGUGGAUGCUGCACCCGCCACCGCGGAUACUCUUCCUCAAGUGUGGUAUUCAAUUAAAAGUUUGGCAUCUAACACAAACGAGUUGCUGGUCGACAAGCCCAUAAGAGGGUCAUUUCCUUUACGGAGGUAUAUUCGAUUGGUGAACCGGAGUGAGAAUGAGAGGAUGGACGGAUCGAGUGAUUGCUCUUGCAUAAUUUUGAGGUUGGAUUCUGAUCACAUGGUGAUACUGCAUGGAUGUUUCAAGGUUGAGCAGAUUGCAAAAGAGGCGAGAUGA
Messenger RNA from Penicillium samsonianum, 561 nucleotides. RefSeq lists its product as uncharacterized. The coding region runs from base 1 to 561 and encodes 186 amino acids. The record is from RefSeq and is a predicted model, not a curated record. The transcript is spliced from 2 exons. Lineage: Eukaryota; Fungi; Ascomycota; Eurotiomycetes; Eurotiales; Aspergillaceae.